Messenger RNA from Rattus rattus (black rat), 2887 nucleotides. It is a transcript of the gene Msh4, whose product is annotated as mutS homolog 4. The record is from RefSeq and is a predicted model, not a curated record. Gene Ontology annotation, cellular component: nucleus. Gene Ontology annotation, biological process: mismatch repair; reciprocal meiotic recombination. Lineage: Eukaryota; Metazoa; Chordata; Mammalia; Rodentia; Muridae. Gene Ontology annotation, molecular function: ATP-dependent DNA damage sensor activity; ATP binding; mismatched DNA binding.
AGAAAGGCCAGAGAGAUGCUGAGGCAGGAGGCUGCGCUCUCGAGUUCCCCACGGUGGGCGCCAUCGCGGAGGGAGGUCCCAUGCGGCAGGGCCUUGACCUCAGCGUCCAGGCCGAGCACAGAAGGUGCCGUGGCCGACAGGAGCAGCAGCAGCAGCAGCAGCCCGGCGCCAUUGGCGCUCAGGCAAGGUUCAUCAUUUGGAAACAAAAGAUCUUACACUACACACAAAGCUGCAUCUAAUUUUCCUGUUGGUACGAGCUCGUCUUCUGCACAAGAUAUCACGUAUCCACAUACGUUUAGAACUCCGUUAUCUGCUGGAAAUCCCCAGAGAUCAUAUAAAGGUUGGACACCACAAGUAGGACUUUCAGCCACAUCCUCUGCGGUGUCUGCACAUGCCCCGUCAGUCAUUGUAGCAGUGGUGGAAGGAAGAGGGCUGGCUAGGGGCGAGAUAGGAAUGGCGAGCAUCGAUUUAAAAAGCCCACAGAUUAUGUUGUCACAGUUUGCAGACAACACAACAUAUGCAAAGGUGAUCACUAAACUCCAAGUUUUAUCACCUUUGGAAAUAAUAAUGUCAAAUACUGCUUGUGUUGUGGGAAAUUCAACUAAGUUAUUUACUCUGAUCACAGAAAAUUUUAAGAACGUUAAUUUCACUACAGUCCAAAGGAAAUACUUCAACGAAACAAAGGGCUUAGAGUACAUUGAACAGUUGUGCAUAGCUGAGUUCAGCUCUGUCCUAAUGGAGGUUCAAUCCAGGUAUUACUGCCUUGCAGCUGCCGCAGCCUUAUUAAAAUAUGUUGAAUUUAUUCAAAAUUCAGUGUAUGCACCUAAAUCGCUAAAGAUUUAUUUCCAAGGUAGUGAGCAGACAGCCAUGAUAGAUUCAUCAUCAGCCCAAAACCUGGAGCUGUUAGUUAAUAACCAGGACUACAGGAGUAAUCACACUCUCUUUGGUGUUUUAAAUUACACCAAGACUGCGGGAGGGAGCAGAAGGCUGCGCUCCAACAUCCUGGAGCCGCUGGUUGAUGUGGAAACAAUCAGCAUGAGGCUGGACUGUGUCCAGGAGCUGCUCCAGGACGAGGAGCUCUUCUAUGGACUCCAGUCAGUCAUAUCAAGAUUCCUGGACACAGAGCAGCUGCUUUCUGUUUUGGUUCAGAUUCCAAAGCAAGACACGGUUAAUGCAGCUGAAUCAAGAAUAGCAAACUUGGUUUAUCUGAAGCACACAUUGGAACUUGUGGAUCCUUUAAAAUUAAUUCAAGUAAACUGUAGCACACCCCUUACUAGGGCUUAUUACCUGUCUUUGUUUUGUAUUAAUGCUAGGUUUGGGCUAAUACUUGAGAAGAUUAAAACAGUGAUAAAUGAUGAUGCAAGGUACAUGAAGGGCUGCCUGAACAUGCGGACUCAAAAGUGCUAUGCAGUGCGCUCCAACAUCAGUGAGUUCCUGGACAUAGCCAGGAGGACAUACACAGAGAUAGUGGACGACAUAGCAGGAAUGAUAUCACAGCUCGCAGAGAAGUACAGCCUUCCCUUACGGACCAGCUUCAGCUCCGCGAGGGGGUUUUUCAUCCAGAUGACCACAGACUGCGCUGCGCUCUCCAGUGACCAGCUUCCUUCAGAGUUUAUUAAGAUUUCUAAAGUGAAAAACUCAUAUAGCUUUACAUCAGCAGAUUUAAUUAAAAUGAAUGAAAGAUGCCAAGAGUCUUUGCGAGAAAUCUAUCACAUGACCUACAUGAUAGUGUACAAGCUGCUCAGUGAGAUCUCGAGCACAUCCAUUGCUUAUGCAAACUCCUCGGACACAGUGUCAAUGCUGGACAUGCUGCUGUCGUUUGCUCAUUACUGCACUCUCUCAGACUACAUGAGAUGGCAUCCCAUUCUUGAAAAAAUAUCUGCAAGAAACCUGUUACCAAACGGCACAUAUAUCACAGAAGGAUGUAGCAUUUCUGAUCAUCACUGGACCAAAUAUAAUUGGAAAUCCACGUUCUUAAAGCAGAUUGCUCUUUUGUCAGAUCAUAUGGCCCAGAUCGGCUCCUUCGUCCCAGCACAGUCGCCUCCUUCAGGAUUGCUGCGCCCAGAUCUUCUGAGAAUCAGCACUGAUGAUGAUAUUGAAACAAACUCUUCAGCAUUUAUGAAAAGAAAUGAACAGAUAGCAUAUAUUCUUCACAAUGCUAACGACAAGUCACUCAUACUGAUUGAUGAGCUUGGCAGAGGCACUAAUACAGAAGAAGGGAUUGGGAUUUCUUAUGCUGUCUGUGAGCAUCUGCUGAGCACAAAGGCAUUUACACUCUUCACUACCCAUUUCCUGGAACUGUGCCAUAUAGACACCCUGUAUCUUAAUGUAGAAAACAUGCAUUUUGAAGUUCAGCAUGUGAAGAAUACCUCAAGAAAUAAAGACGCAAUUUUGUAUACUUACAAACUUUCCAGGGGACUCACAGAAGAAAAAAACUAUGGAUUAAAAGCUGCAGAGGCCUCCUCACUUCCGCCAUCAAUUGUCUUGGAUGCCAGAGAGAUCACAACACAAAUUACAAGGCAAAUCUCGCAAAACCGAAGGAGUUCCCCUGAGAUGGAUAGGCAGAGAGCUGUGUACCAUCUGGCUACAAGGCUUGUCCAGGUUGCUCGAAACUCUCAGUUGGAGCCGGACAGGCUGCGGACAUAUCUGAGUAAUCUCAAGAAGAAGUAUGAAGGGGACUUUCCCAGGGCUGCGGACCUUCCAGAGAAGACUGAGGAGUGAUCAGUUCACAGUGUAUACAGGGUUGUAUCUUAGUUGCUCAGUUUUAUAUUUUAAUUGAAAAUUAUAGUAUAUUAACCUCAGAAUGUUCACCUAUGAACUCUAAAUGAAAAAUAUUUAUUACAAUAGCUUAAAAAAAACCUAGAGCUCCCACAGACUAAACCAUUAA